Amoebophrya sp. A25 is the source of this 2642-nucleotide messenger RNA. The record is from the annotation of a GenBank genome assembly. NCBI's taxonomy places the organism in Eukaryota, Dinophyceae, Syndiniales, Amoebophryaceae.
AUUUCGAAACCUGUUCGGACGAUCAGCCGAACUGGAAGCGGGCACGAAAGCUUCUCCGAGGAUGUGGUUGUGAACCAAGAAGUUACGGAGCGGAAUGGCACGGCAAGCGCUAAAAAGCGCCACCAGACAGGAAAUAGACGCCGACGCGGCGGUAAGGCGGGAGCACGGAGAAAUAAGCGGCCGCCUUUAUGGCAGGUUGCGCCGCACGACGAAAGUAAAUUGACAGGAGAUCAGGUAGGAGCGAGUAGAGGUGCACCAAGUGGAGGAAACAGAAAUAUGCUCGGUCCUCAAGAUCAACAAGAACAACUUGGGACUGCAUCUAAAAGUUCAACUGCAACGUCUCUUUUUUUGACUACUGGAAAAAAUGGAGCUGCUUUCGCACCAGGUUCUAGAAGUGCAUUUGAAAGGGACAAACACGCCAAGAGAACUAUUGCGCCAGGCGCAGAAACUUUUUCAGAAGCCGCCGGUCUGACGUUGUCAAACAAUGCAAAACUUAUGCGGCAGCGCAAGCCUCUACCUGGCGCGUACGUCAGAGAGCUGAAGUCGCUUUUUUCGCAUGGGAACUUCGACACUCAGUAUCAUAAACGUCGGGAGCGAUUCCAGAGGAUUGAUUCUCGGAUUUUGGCUUUGUUAGAACAUUGCGCUGGGGGGACGUCUGCGGAGGCGUACAUUGCUCAAGACCUAUUUUUUGGGAAAGCGGUGCUGGACAUAGGGUGCGGGCAAGGAAACUGCGUGUUCGCGCUUGCAGCUUUUUGCAACGCGAAGAGCGUGACGGGCCUCGACUUGGACUUGAAUUCUAUCAAGACGGCACUGAAAACGCUGCGAAGCGUCAAGCAGAAUGGACUUUCCUUUUAUGAGGAUGCAGGGCUGCCAGAUGAGCUUUCAAAAACGACCGGAGGAAAGCGAAAACUGGACGAAGUGGAUAUUUUCCAGCAUGGUGAAGGGGGUCCCUUGAAAAUGCCACGUGUUUUAACGAUUAACGAAGACAAACGUGUUGCAACUACCGGAAACGAAGAAGAAAAACUCGGUGCUGCGAAGCAGGGCCACGCAUCAGAUGAGAGCAAAGAAGAAGAAGGAGGCGAGCAGAAGCGUUUUGCUGGACGGGAUUUUUUUGCUUCAUUAGGACUCAAGAAGGUGCUACAAGAGAGACGCGCAGCGGCAGCAGCGCGCAGCUCUUCGUCAGCCGCUGGAGUGCCACAGCCUGAGGGGAGAGCGGGUGCUGAAGCGCGAGAACCGAAUGCAGAAGAGAAUCGCGCAACAAAACGACAGCGAGUGGAGAAGGCGCUGAAGGACACUGAUGGAGCAACGCCACCAGCAAUAGCGCCAGGAGUAUUUCCCCGACCGUCAGAGGACUUGCUUAAGUCUGGAAACCUAUGUGGCGCUGGACCGGCGCUUGUUCAGGCUUUCAAAGACGAUAUAUUUGAGAAUCUUCGACAGCAGCGGGGCCCUGACGCUGAAGCAAAGAGCGCCCUCGCAGAGAAUGCGACCUAUCCACGAGUGCUUGUGGAGACGCGGGGCGUGAUUAACGUUGUUCAGAAGCCAUGGCUGGUCGAAGAAAUGUUGCCUAUGGCCGUUGUGCCAGAGAGAUCGACAACUGAGAUCGAGCAAAACAAGAGUACAACGGCUCCAAGAGCCAAGGCCAAACAAGCUGAAGUUAUGCUGAUUCGUCGGGGCUCAGAUUACGAUUUUCCGUACAAUAUGGAGUUUCGAACGGAGGACUUCACGGCGGAGACUUCAGUGGAGGAAGCCCGUUUGCGCGCAGCAGAAGCACAGCAAUGGCCAGAGCGUUGUAGACGAAGCAUUUCUGUUCGUCUAUCAAUCAGUGGUGGAAUAGGAAGACCUAUGAGCAAUUCAGCAGGGGGUCCGUACGACACGAUCUUGUUGUUUUCCGUGACCAAGUAUGUGCAUCUGCAGCGAGGAGAUGAGGGUUUGCGGGUUUUGUUUGAUCGAGUAUAUCGCGUUUUGCGGCCUGGCGGCAUUUUGGUGCUUGAGUACCACCCUAUAUCCGAGUAUUUCAAUGCAAAAGCUCGGAAAGCAGCUGGCUAUGGCUUUCAGCGACGGCCAAAACGAAUAAAAAGUAAGGCCGGGGGUCGUGGGACAGCAACGUCCUCGAAAUCGAGUAUCGAAAUUGCCAACUUGGACGAUGUUGCAAAGGACGGUAUGAAGAUCAGCAACGAUUCGUACGACACCGAAGUCUCAGCUGUUGUGGCGCGACGCCAGGCACUAAGUAAACACAAUGAGGAUUUGAGGCAGCUUGAUGAUGACCACAAGAUCAACCAGUUACAAAUCCUGCCUGAGGAGUUCAAAAAUAUGCUUUGUAAGGACGACAGAUUUGGAAAUGUACAAACAAUUCAUACUCACUUCGGUCCAGGAAGAAAGCACGCACUGAAGCGAAAUCUUUACCUCUUCAGAAAGAAUCAUCCUGAUGAAGACCUAAGACUAUGAUCUUUCUUGCACGUGUAAUUUGUCUUCUCAAUUUGCGCAAACAAAGAGACCUACUUACUUCAAAGUCAUUUGUGACGAAAAGGUCAACUCUUGGGAUAUUACGUCGUUUGUACUAUCCGACGUGGUCUGGGACAUAAUUUUUUCAUAUUUUAGUGUCAUUUGACGACUUUCGCUUUCGCAAUGCGGUAAGCAUACAC